AUGGAACAGGUGCCAGGAAAUAAGUUUCCUCUCGAUGCUAAAGAUUAUGAGUUAUAUGAAGAAGUUGGCGAAGGUGUCAGUGCGACUGUGUAUAGAGCUUUCUGCAUUCCUCUUAAGGAAGUAGUUGCAAUCAAGGUUCUUGAUCUCGAGAAGUGUAACAGUGACCUGGAUGGUAUUCGUCGAGAGGUACAGACAAUGAUUUUGAUUGACCAUCCAAAUGUAGUACGAGCACAUUGCUCCUUCACUACAGGCCAUUACCUUUGGGUUGUAAUGCCAUACAUGGCUGGGGGAUCUUGCCUUCAUAUAAUGAAGUCAUCCUAUCCGGAAGGUUUGGAGGAGCCUAUUAUUUCUACAUUAUUACGCGAGGUCCUCAAAGCUCUUGUGUACCUUCAUUACCAUGGACACAUUCAUAGAGAUGUGAAGGCUGGGAAUAUAUUGAUUGAUUCUGAUGGUGCCGUUAAAUUAGCAGACUUUGGAGUAUCUGCAUGCAUGUUUGACACUGGUGAUCGCCAGCGUUCUAGAAAUACAUUUGUUGGAACUCCAUGCUGGAUGGCUCCUGAAGUUAUGCAGCAAUUGCAUGGAUAUGAUUUUAAAGCAGAUAUUUGGUCAUUUGGAAUAACAGCUCUUGAACUUGCUCAUGGUCAUGCACCAUUCUCUAAGUAUCCACCAAUGAAGGUUCUCCUGAUGACCCUGCAGAAUGCACCACCUGGGCUUGACUAUGAAAGAGACAAACGGUUUUCCAAGUCUUUCAAAGAACUGGUUGCUGCUUGCUUGGUGAAGGAUCCAAAAAAGCGUCCCACCUCAGAAAAGCUUUUAAAGCACCAUUUCUUCAAGCAUGCACGCAACACUGAUUAUUUAGCCCGUACUAUCCUGGAUGGAUUGCCCCCUCUAGGUGAACGGUUUAGGAUGCUCAAGGCAAAAGAAGCUGAUCUUCUUGUUCAAAAUAACGCAUUGUACGGGGACAGGGAUCAGUUAUCUCAGCAAGAGUACAUCCGAGGAAUCAGUGCCUGGAAUUUCAAUCUGGAGGAUCUGAAGAAUCAAGCUGCCCUUAUUCAGGAUGAUGCUAUUUCUAAUUCAGAAGAUUCAAGUGUGUGUGGGAAGCUCAUCAACGGGCAAGAUGAUGCUGGUACUCCUCCAGAGGGGGUGUCCCCUGAUCGGGGCAAUCAUUCACAUGCUGCGCAGCAGCUGGAGGAUGGACUCAAUGAUAUUCAUGAUCUGGAGAAUUCACUUGCUGUAUUUCCUAUGAAACCUCUUCAGGCACUCAAAGGUUGUUUUGAUGUAAGUGAGGAUAACAUGGAUGCUGGUUGUCCAAAUUGGAAAAAUUCUGUUCGCUCAGAUUGUGAACAGCAAAGUCAACUAUAUGCAUCAGCAAAAGCUCAAAGUGGCUCCUUACCGCCACCUGCCAUUUCAGGACAUAAAUUUUUUUCGAGCGGUUCAAUUGUACAGGAUAAUGUUCAAUCUCCUAAAAAAUUUAUAGGUGAUGGAGACAGGGAACAUCUGCGACAAAGAUACCCUAGUGAGCGGAAUUACAGUGGUCCAUUACAGUUUCGUCAAAAGAAAGAUUUCAGUAAUUCUACAGCUGGGGAAGACGUAUCUGAAGGUGCUAUAGUCCAACGCAGGGGACGUUUUAAAGUCACUUCAGCAGAUCUGAGCCCCAAGGGUUCUACGAACUGUUUCUUUAAUCCAAAUACUGGAGGUUCCACGAGCUUGAUGAACCCAAGCCUUGCAGCUGUUUCAGUUCUUCCGUCAUUGCAAUGUAUCCUGCAGCAGAACUCUAUGCAAAGAGAAGAUAUAAUUAAAUUGAUCAAGUUUGUGGAGCAAACCUCUGGCAAUUCUAAUGAGUUCUCUGAGGUACAAGUAAAUGACCUUUCGCAGAUUCCUAAGGAGAGAGAGUUAGAGGCUCAGCUGAUUCAAUUGAAACGAAGCAUCGGAAGUCUUGUUGAAGAAUUACAGAGACAGAAGAUCAAAAACACUCAUUUGGAAAAGAAAUUGGAAUCGAUGCUUAAGAAGGACGAAAAUACACGAGAAUGA
This is a messenger RNA of Fraxinus pennsylvanica, 2031 nucleotides long. The record is from the annotation of a GenBank genome assembly. Lineage: Eukaryota; Viridiplantae; Streptophyta; Magnoliopsida; Lamiales; Oleaceae.